AUGUCCGGCGAAGGUUCUUCUAAGGUGAUGCUCAAUAACAAAAGACUUUCAGCGAUGAUUGACUCGCUGCAAAAAGAAGACAUUGAAAGCGAACUUCUAAGGAUAGGUAAGCCUGUGUCAGCCAACAAAAAUGACCAAUUCGAGCUGCCUCAUGAAGAGCCCUCGGAUUCAAGGAAUUCGUCGCCUAGUAAGCUUUUCAGAUCUCCUGCUGGUUUGAUAUCACUUCACUCGGCAGAUAAGAGAUCUAGCAUGUUAUCGGACUACUCUGGAGUAGUUCAAGAGGGCAUUGGUAUAUCAUUCGUGGUACAGAAUCAAGGUAAGGGAACUAACGAAAGUCACCCAGAUCUGCCGGCGCUGCCAUCGGUGGAAACUUUGGGGCUUAAUGACAAUUUUAGUACUGAAGCUGACUCUAGGAUGCCUACUGAAGAUCUUGUUAUCAAGACAGUUCCGAAUGCGAAACCUGUGGAGCGCUUGAGCUCCAAUUAUUCAAAGAUGUCGAGAGUUUCAGAGAUGACCGAGCGAGAUCCAAAUCAGAAUCUCGAGCCUAACAAUUCUCUGCGGCUCUUGUCAAUCAAUAAGCAUCAUUUGGCUCCGUCGUCGGUUGGUUCUGGUAACUUGGCUAGCGAAAGUGGUUCGUCAUCUUACAACCAUCUCAGGAACUAUGAAAAGCAGAGCCCCGUCUUACAGCCUCCGGUAUCUCAAGCGGAAGACUCGCAAGAAACGUACAGUGCUAAAAAUCUUGAGAGCUCUCACAUCAGCGACGACGUUUCUAUUGUAACGAGCAUCAUCCCACCGUUAUCCACAACAGUACGAGAGGACCAAGAAGGUAUAAAGCCGGUUCGUUCAGAGACUACCUCAUAUAAUCCUACAGUGCCGCCAAGAAGCAAAAACCGUCCAAGAUCGAGAUUAUUCAUUCGCGACACCCUGGAUGAUAUAGAGACCCAACUCAUGGCGCAGAUGCGGGACCCGUCGCCUGAUCUGAAGAGCGCCAGCGCGGUCACAAGAAGUAGCACGAACACGUAUCAUUCGGACGCCUACUUUUCGGCUACAAGCCACCAGAAUACCGGGGAAGAUAAUUCUCGUGAGCACUCGGAAGAACCUGAUGAGUUUAAUGACGACGACAUAUAUCUGGAAAGACCUCUACCUAAAGUCCCAAGCCCUGUACGUCGUGACUCCACCAUUCGAGCUCAAGAGAAGCAACGUGGUGAUACUCAGCCUUCCCCCGAUAAGCCUACAUGUGAUGACGACGAUGAUAUGUAUGAGGAUAUUGAUGUGACAGUAAAUCUCGACCUCGAUGAGACUGAGGAUAAAAGACCCACUACCAAUAAAACCCAGGAUGGCACGAAAUCAAAAGUAAAGCCAUCGCCUAAGAAGAAGCACGGCAAGCGGAAGAAGCAAGAAUUGAGGUCAUUUGACGUUGAUACAUUGACACAACUGCUCAAUGUCACUAAGGGCACACUAAUCGGCUCUGAGUUUGCAAACCUGGGCAUGAAAAUCGAAGAAAAACGAGCUCUGGAGAGGCUCGUCGAUUCUCUAUCAAGGCUCACAGCUGACAUGGUUUUAGACCCCGAUCGCUACGAAGAAGGUCUAAGAAGACUAGAUAAAGCUACAAAAGCGCUUGAAGGCUUCUAG
This is a messenger RNA of Torulaspora globosa, 1632 nucleotides long. RefSeq names its product Nba1p (gene NBA1). The transcript has a single exon. Bases 1 to 1632 code for a protein of 543 amino acids. The record is from RefSeq and is a predicted model, not a curated record. Lineage: Eukaryota; Fungi; Ascomycota; Saccharomycetes; Saccharomycetales; Saccharomycetaceae.